Plectropomus leopardus (leopard coralgrouper) is the source of this 590-nucleotide messenger RNA. RefSeq names its product inner mitochondrial membrane peptidase subunit 1 (gene immp1l). Lineage: Eukaryota; Metazoa; Chordata; Actinopteri; Perciformes; Serranidae. The record is from RefSeq and is a predicted model, not a curated record. Gene Ontology annotation, cellular component: membrane; mitochondrial inner membrane peptidase complex. Gene Ontology annotation, molecular function: serine-type endopeptidase activity.
UAUGGUGAAUGCAUGGUCGGAGCAGUGAGACUGUUGGUGGAGAUGUUCCGCAGAGUGCUGGGAAAGACCCUGGGGUUUGUGGGCUACACAGUCCAGUAUGGCUGCAUUGCACAUUGUGCCUUUGAAUACAUUGGAGAAUUUGUGGUGUGUUCUGGUCCAUCCAUGGAGCCCACUAUUGUCAACCAUGAUAUUGUCUUCUCGGAAAGGAUGAGUCGUCAGCUUUGCAAAAUACAAAAGGGUGAUAUCGUUAUCGCGAAGAGUCCGUCUGACCCAAAUAUGAACAUUUGUAAACGGGUAAUUGGACUGGAGGGUGACAAAGUCUGCACAAGUUCCCCAUCAGACCUGUUCAAAUCCCACACAUAUGUUCCAAAAGGUCAUGUAUGGCUAGAAGGAGAUAACCUUAGGAAUUCCACUGACUCAAGGAACUAUGGCCCAAUUCCCUAUGCCCUCAUCCGAGGGCGUGUUUGCUUAAAGCUCUGGCCGCUGCAUAGUUUUGGGACCCUCAGUGAAAGCCCAACCAGACGGAUCAUUAAAACUCAGAGUGACUCAGAUUGAGUUAUUCUCUUAGUUUGUACUGUGUGGUACUUUUU